AUGAACCGAACCCGAAGUCGUCGGCUCCAGUUGGUAGCUCCGCCUUUUGUUCGCAGAUAAAGGGUUGGCCGAUUGGCACCUGAUGAGUGACAGGCGACGCCGCCUGGAGCACGACCCGAACCGACGGGUUUGAAUGCCUCCUGCAAUCAGCGGCGAAGUGAGAAGAUGAGAAAGUUCGAACAUUUCUCGCAACGGAGGUGUCUUGGUGCGAAUUUGCCGAUUUCCCACCUACAAAACACUUUUUGAAUGAUAGAUUGGAGUUUCUCAAGAUGCUACCUGCGAAAGUUUCCCUUUUUGAAGGAGUAAUACUCUAAUUCUCAUGUGUAACACAGGAACAACCGUAGUACUAAAACUUCAGAAAACUAACAGUUUGACGUGAUUCAGAAUCCGACAGUCCCUGACUGCAAAAACUUCCAUUUAUGAAGAUAUGAUUUCCCAGAAUUCGCGUUCAUAUCUCUGCAUCUUCGAAAUAAUUUUCAAGAGUUUCCAAACAACUUUUCAAAUUUUUUAUACAAAAUUUCAGUUGAAACCUCCAAAAUUUCUGCAUUUCGAGCCGAAAAAUGAAAAUAAAUUGUCCGCAUGUUUCAUUCAAAAGUCGGAGUGAUCACUCUAGGGACGUCUGGUCAAAUUCCGAUGCAAAAUAUCAUAGACAAUCUUCCAAAAGAAAAAGAACUUGUGAGAAAAUCCCAUUAAAAAACAUUUUUUAGCAUAAUUUCAAGCCAAAAAAGCGAAAAACUUCCUUAACUUUACUAAAAUUUCAACUGAAAAUUUAAUACCAGUUUUUUGAAAAAAAAUUUUUUUGCAAUUUCAUUCAAGGCUAUCGUGUUUUCAGUUUCAUUUCCAGCAUAAAAACUGAAUUUUCCAGUCAUUUCAAUUCAAGCUUCAAGUUAUCACUUCAGGGCUGACCUGAGCGUGCUUGGUUACGAUUGCGCCCAUUUCUCCGAACGAGGUCUAUCUCUCCUUCACUUGGCCAUGUGGAAUGCGCUCGUGACACGGGCACCUAGUCGGUGAGUGGCCUCUUUGCCGUCGGCCGGUCCCAUGGUGUAGUGGUUAGCACUCAGGACUUUGAAUCCUGCGACCCGAGUUCGAAUCUCGGUGGGACCUAUUCUCUUUUGCCAUUUUUUCUCUUGCAGCCUGGCGCAAUACCGACCUUCUACCGAUCCGAUUUUGUGUCCUGAUCCGAAAUGCCCUUUCCUGAGGACCGCUGCCAAUAGCGAUCUGUGUGUUUUUGCGCCGUUGGACGUGAGUUUCAGCUAAAACUUUGAAAAAAAAACUUUAUAUUUUUUUCUGAACUUCCAGAUGAAUUCUUUCUUUUAUCACUACUUAUUACUAGUUACAAAGUAAAUAUAUUAAGUUCUAGUAAAAGUUAUGAACAAAAGGAAUUUCUUUAAUGGUAAAAUUUCAAGUUUCUGGCAGGAAAUUUGUAGGAAAGGUCUUUUUUCCAAGAAUUAAUUCAAAAAUAAGUCGGCGAUUUUGAAGGAAUCCUACAUCUCGAUGAUGUCGCACGUGAUCGUCAUCGUCGUCCUGGUGAUAACCAUCAUUUUGGCCUGCCUGAUCCUUUUCUGCGUUUGCAACUCGCGUCGAGUGUCCCACGUCUCGAAAACCCCUGCCAAAGCGUUCGGCGCCAGUUUCAGCUCCAUCAAGUUUAUUGAUGAAGACGUUAUCUAA
Caenorhabditis auriculariae is the source of this 1668-nucleotide messenger RNA. Lineage: Eukaryota; Metazoa; Nematoda; Chromadorea; Rhabditida; Rhabditidae. The record is from the annotation of a GenBank genome assembly.